Molecule: messenger RNA, 2290 nt
Organism: Drosophila santomea
Lineage: Eukaryota; Metazoa; Arthropoda; Insecta; Diptera; Drosophilidae
Gene: Lim3
Product: LIM/homeobox protein Lhx4
Exons: 7
Coding region: 47-1645 (532 amino acids)
Biological process (GO): neuron differentiation; regulation of transcription by RNA polymerase II
Cellular component (GO): nucleus
Molecular function (GO): RNA polymerase II transcription regulatory region sequence-specific DNA binding; DNA-binding transcription factor activity, RNA polymerase II-specific
Source: RefSeq, a predicted model, not a curated record
ACAUAUAACCCAUACGACGCGUGUUCAAAUCGCCGGUCCCUCAGCAAUGAUGCAAACCCUGAAACCACCGCCACCGCUACAUCAUCACCACCAGCACCAGCACCAGCUUCAGCAUCCGCCUCAGCAGCAGCCGCACCAGCAUCAGCAGCUGCAACAUCCAUUGCAGCAGCAGCAGCAGCAACAGCACCUGUCAGCCAUGGAUAAUCAUCAGCAGCAUCAGCCGCAUAUCCAUCAGCAGCAGCAGCAGCAACAAUUGCCACCCACGCCGCAGGCAUCUCACUUGGUCGGUGGGCAGCAACAGCAGCAGCAGCAGCAGCAACAUCCGCACCACAAUCACCUGGCUGUCGACCAGGAUGACCCAAAUCCCGAACUGGUGCUCGCCUUAAUUUCCAGGAACCGGGCGCUCGAGGCUACCAUCCCGAAAUGCGGCGGCUGCCACGAGCUGAUCCUGGACCGCUUCAUCCUCAAAGUGCUGGAGAGGACGUGGCACGCCAAGUGCCUGCAGUGCAGCGAGUGCCAUGGCCAGCUGAACGACAAGUGCUUCGCGAGGAAUGGCCAGCUCUUCUGCAAGGAGGACUUCUUCAAGUCGAACAGACGUUACGGUACAAAGUGUUCCGCUUGUGAUAUGGGCAUUCCGCCCACGCAGGUGGUGCGUCGGGCGCAGGACAAUGUCUACCAUCUGCAGUGCUUCCUGUGCGCCAUGUGCUCCCGCACCCUGAACACCGGCGACGAGUUCUACCUGAUGGAGGAUCGCAAGUUGAUCUGCAAGCGGGACUACGAGGAGGCCAAGGCCAAGGGCCUCUAUCUGGACGGCUCCUUGGACGGCGAUCAGCCGAAUAAGCGACCCCGCACCACGAUCACCGCCAAACAGCUGGAGACCCUGAAAACCGCCUACAAUAACAGUCCCAAGCCCGCCCGCCAUGUACGUGAGCAGCUUUCGCAGGACACGGGCCUGGACAUGCGGGUGGUGCAGGUGUGGUUCCAGAACAGGCGGGCCAAGGAGAAACGACUGAAAAAGGACGCGGGCCGCACGCGCUGGAGCCAGUACUUCCGCUCGAUGAAGGGCAACUGCUCGCCGCGCACCGACAAAUUCCUCGACAAGGAUGAGCUGAAGGUCGACUACGACAGCUUCAGCCACCACGAUCUGAGCAACGACAGCUACAGCACCGUCAAUUUGGGCCUGGACGAGGGCGCCUCGCCGCACAGCAUCCGCGGAUCCUACAUGCACGGCAGCUCGAGUCCGUCGCAGUAUCCGCCGAGCAGUCGCUCGCCGCCGCCAGUUGGCCAGGGCCACACGUUCGGCUCCUAUCCGGACAACAUUGUGUACACCAACAUAGAUCAAGCGGUGGGCUCUAGUUUGCAUGCCAGCAAGGCGCACCACCGCCUACACAAUAGCAACAACGUCUCCGAUCUGAGCAACGAUUCCAGUCCCGAUCAGGGAUACCCCGACUUUCCGCCCAGUCCCGACUCCUGGCUGGGCGAUUCGGGCAGCACCAACACGACCAGCGUCAACAACAAUGCGAACAACAACAGCAGCGGCAGCCACAACAACAACAACAACAACAACAGCAGCGGCGGCGGUGCGAGUAGCGGAGUGAGCGUCAGUACCGCCCCCAAUCCGUCGGCGCCCGGCGUACAUUACUGAUACUCGAAUCUGCUCUUGCGCUAUUUUGAGAUGCAGUCGCGCAGUCUGCUCCUGGCCGCUGCCCAGCAGCAGCAUCAACACUCGUCGCAGCUAUAGCAGCGUCAUCACACUGAACGCUCGUAGCAGCAACAGAAACGGAAACAGAAAUAGAAACGGAAACAGCAACAGCAUUAGAGGCAGCAACAUGUGACUUGGCGAGCUGCAACACCGACUGCAGCAACAUGUGACUUGGCGAGCAGCAACACCGACUGCAGCAACAUGAACGGAAAUGCUUGAGAAAUGCUUGAGAAUUGCGUGAGAAAGGUGGCAACGCUGCGCACGGCUCGCACACACACACACAGCCUCACACCCACAUCCACACCCUAUUGUUUAUGCACUCAGCGUUCUUAAUUUUGAGAAAGCCUACACCGAAACAAAAAUCCAAAACACAAUUUGCUCAAAACACUUGAUUUCACUUCGGUUUGCCAAAGGUGGGCUUAGCUUGAAGAUACACCUGACACGGCUUGAAUGUUACUAGGCGUUAUGAUUAUCUGUUUUCGAACGAUUACUUCGCUCUAUGAUUUAGAUUCGUAGCCCUGAUAUUUUAUUGUAAAUAUUGUAUAUUUGUGUAUAGUGAAUGGAAACUAAAACUGAAUUUUAAAUUAA